Messenger RNA from Ochotona curzoniae (black-lipped pika), 1326 nucleotides. RefSeq names its product translation initiation factor IF-2-like. The record is from RefSeq and is a predicted model, not a curated record. Bases 1 to 1326 code for a protein of 441 amino acids. Lineage: Eukaryota; Metazoa; Chordata; Mammalia; Lagomorpha; Ochotonidae. The transcript is spliced from 2 exons.
AUGGUGCCGCUGCGUGCCCGGCGGGGGCUCGCGCCCCUGCGCGCCCAGCCUGCCGGCCAGAGGGGAGAACCAGCUCACCGCGCCUGCGGCGGCCCCGGGAAUGAAAGCGGGGGUGGGGGGCGCUCCCGGCCCCUCGGAUCUGCGUGGAAAACAAGAUGGUUCUCAGCACCAGGCGGGGCUCCGCGCCGCGCCCCCUCCGCCUGCGCCCCCGCCGGGCCCCACCGACCUGGGCCCGCGACCCACUCGGGGUUCUUCCCCAGGCUCUGCGGUCCCGGCCGCGCCCGCGCACCGCAGCCUCGCCGGCUCCACUGCAGCACCCCCGCCCGCAGCCGCCGCAGCGGUCCCGAGGCGCAGCCGGGAGGGGCCGGAGCUUCGGCCGAAAGCAGCCGCAGACCCCAGCCUCGACACCCCGCGCAGCCCCGGCCCCGGCUCCCGGGGCCGGCAGAUACCCGCCCCGCACAUGCUUACCCGCCGGGCGGGGGCUCCCGCGCCCCGGGCCCUCUGCAAUGCGCGCCGCGGCUCCGGCACCGCGAUCCCGGCUCUCGGUGGGGCUCGCGCUCGGCCGCCGCGGCGCUGCCGAAGCUUCUGUCCAAGGUUCUGCAGGCGCCGCGGCCCCGCCCCCGCCGGCCGCCCCCGGCACGCACCCUAAAGGCCGCCCUCUCGGGAGCGAGCGGGUGCCAGGCGCGCGCGCCGAGCCCAGGCGGGCCCGGUGGGUCCCGGGGAGCCGCGGCCACCGGCGACUCAGCCUCGGCCGCGCUCGCCGUCCGGUCCGUGAGGGUCCCCGUGCCCGCGCGGGCGAGCGCGGCCGGUGGGGCGCGCCGGGGACGGGCGGGGCCGAGCGCCGACCCCGCCCAGACACGUGCUGCCUUUGUUCCCGCCGCGCCGCCCGCAGCUGCCGCGCGAGCCCCGGCCCCGGCCGUGCGCGGGCGCCCCGGGCGCCUAGGGGCCCUCUCCACCGCGGCCGCGGCCCGAGCUCACAGCCCUGUCAGGAAACAAGGCUCCGGGUGGGCAGCCGCGGAGCCUUCACCGAGGCCGCCAUGCGCACCCUGGAUGGCGACGGGCCCGUGGGUUUUGGUGCCUUCCGCUCCAAGGCCUCGUUUUCCUCGAACCAGGCCCGGCGCGGUGGGUCUCGGAUAUCCGGGGCAGAAAGGUGGGCAGCUCGGCCCUCCCCUCGCCCCCACACACCUGACAGGCAUCGCGGCGGCGGCGGCCUCCCAUGACCGUUACCAGCAAGGCCUCCACGCUUCCACGCGGCCGCCUGCACGUGAGGUCACACCUGUGCUCACUGCCGCCCCUGCCAGCCUCUCCGACUCGCACAUGCGCUAA